Molecule: messenger RNA, 3756 nt
Organism: Geosmithia morbida
Lineage: Eukaryota; Fungi; Ascomycota; Sordariomycetes; Hypocreales; Bionectriaceae
Product: SIT4-associating protein SAP185/190
Exons: 4
Coding region: 1-3756 (1251 amino acids)
Cellular component (GO): nucleus; cytosol
Molecular function (GO): protein phosphatase regulator activity; protein phosphatase binding
Source: RefSeq, a predicted model, not a curated record
AUGUUUUGGAGAUUUGGCGGGUACGCCAACAUAUCAACCAUUGAUACCAUACUCGAUAAGCCAGACUACACCCUCGAGGAGCUGCUGGACGAGAGCGACCUGAUCCAGGAGCUCAAGCAGCACAACCAUAAGCUCAUCGAGUACCUGCGCGGGGACGCCAUCCUCCAGAGGCUUCUAGAAUACGCCGUCGCCCCCAAGCUCGAGCGCUUCGAGACCCCCGACGACAACGCCGACGACGGACUGGGCUCCGGGAGGCCCAAGACCCGCCUGCUGCCGUUUUCGCGACCGCGCGCCUCGUCGCGGGCUUCGGCCAACGGUGACGAUGGCGAUGGCGAUAACAAUAAUGAAGAUCCCGACGAGCAGGACAAGCGACGCAACCGUUACGCAUUCGUCGCCUGCGAGGUCCUCAGCUCAGAGACCUGGUCCAUCUACGAGGCCCUGACCGAGAACCGCCAGCUCAUCGUCGACUUCUGGCGCUUCCUCGAGCGCGAUUCCCCCCUCGACCCUCUCCAGGCCAGCUACUUCACAAAGGUGAACGAGUCCCUCUUUGACAAGAAGACGGACGAGAUGAUGGACCUGUUGCGCACCCUCCCAAAUGUCGUCCCCAGACUGCUUAAUCACGUCGAGUGCCCCAUGAUUAUGGAUCUGUUGCUCAAGAUCAUCGCUCUUGACCGGAGCGAAGGAGGUCAGGGUGUCGUAGAGUGGCUCUAUGCCAAGGACCUCAUCCCUUCCCUCCUGUCCUUCCUCAGCCCCGAGCACAGCUGGGUGGUCCAGACCGCUGCCGGUGAUUUCAUCAAGGCCAUCAUCACCAUCUCGGCCAACGCCUCCCAGAACGAGCAGCAAUGUAUCGGUCCCAACGAGCUCACCCGCCAGCUCGUCUCCAAGCCUUGCGUCGAGCAGCUCAUCGGCUACAUGCUCAACGGAGGAAACCCCCUCACCGUCGGUGUCGGCAUCGUCAUCGAGGUCAUCCGCAAGAACAACUCAGACUACGACCCCGACGUCGGCACGGGUACCAAUCUGCCCCCAUCGAGUCACGACCCCAUCUACCUGGGUCACCUGCUUCGCCUGUUUGCCGACAACGUCCCGAAGUUCAUGAAGCUCAUCGUGGACGGCCAGUCCGACAAGACGGGCAUCCAGUCUACGUUUGGCGGCAAGCUGCAGCCCCUGGGUUUCGACCGCUUCAAGACGUGUGAGCUCAUGGCCGAGCUCCUGCACUGCAGCAACAUGGGCCUGCUCAACGAGGUCGGAUCCGAAGACCUGAUUGCCGCGCGCGAUGCUGAGCGCCGGCGGCUCCGCUCGGAGGGCAAGCUGGGCCCUCAGCGCGAGGAGGACGUAUCGCAGGAUGACCUGACGAUGCGUUCGGCCCACCUCCAGCAGGACGAGGGCAGCCGCCGUCUCGAGGUCAUCAACGCCGACGACGACGGUUUUGAGGAGGUCGAUCCCAGCCGCGAGAUGAGCGAGGACACCUCGCACGAGUUUGUCAAGGCCGAGAACGACAUACUACCUGCCGCCCCGCAGCCAACCUCGAUCAUCACCAAGAACGAUGACGAGUUCGUCGACGAGCCGCUCAGCUCCCCACGCCUGACUGUCACAGCCGACAAGGUCAACGAGCAGCAGGAGCAGCAGCACGAGUUCGAGGAGCCAGACUUGGUCGUCGCCCCUCUAUCCCCCUUAAAGGGCAAGCCAUCCUCGCUGUCGCCCGCCAAAGAGCUCCCCGAGACCAGGCUGUCAGAGCCGCCUCAGGAGCCGGACUCCUCCGCCAGUGCCAGGCCUGAUAACCUGCGCAAGGCAUCGACCGGCUCCAUGACGGACAUGCCCUCCGAGGACGAAGAUGGCCUGUCUCUCCCGGUCACCGGCCGACCACCCGUCAGCCUCACACAUAUCCAGGUUCCUUCGCCCAACUAUGUCGACAAGGGGCCCCUCUCCCCCCAUCCCGAAGAUACCCCUGCCCCUCUCUUCGCGUCUUCCUCACCCACCUCCGCAUCGGCCGAGCCUCAGCCCAGGGACGGGGAUGCGUUGGAAGAGAAGCAGGCCGACGAGGAGGUCCCCAGCAAGGAGCAUCAUGAUGAGACCGAAGCUGAGGAGGCCAGGCAGGAAUCCGAGAGGACGGGUGCCGUCAAACCUGUUGUGGGUGACUUCUUGAAGAUGCAGUUUGUCGACCACGGUGUCGUACCUACGAUUCUGUCCUUCUUCUUCUCCUACCCUUGGAACAACUUCCUGCACAAUGUCGUCUACGACGUCGUGCAGCAGGUAUUCAACGGCCCCAUGGACCGAGGCUACAACCCCACCCUUGCCAUUUCACUCUUCGAAUCGGCCGACAUCACGGCGGCCAUCAUCACGGGCCAGCAGGUUAGCGACGAGUCACACGCUAAGACCAAGACCCGCAUGGGCUACAUGGGCCACCUGACUCUGAUCGCCGAGGAGGUGGUCAAGUUCACCGAACGCCACCCUCCCGAGCUCCUAUCCGAGACGGUCCUGGACAAGGUCAUGAGCCAGGAAUGGAUCAGCUACGUCGAGGGCUCGCUGGCCGAGACGCGCGAGAGGGACAAUGCUAUCCUGGGCGGCGUCCGGCCCGAAGUGGCCAUGGGCCAUGGCGGCAGUAUUGGCGGUGGCGGGCUCGGAGGAAUGGGCCUUUCGGGCUUGUCUGGCGGCUCCGGAGGCGUAGCAUCGAACGCGCUAGCCGAGGCUGGUCUCAACGGCGGCACCGAGCUCAACGAAAGCAGCGGCAACGGCGGAAUCGGUCCGUUCGCCAUCAGCGGAGGCACGCUCAUGUCGGGCUUCGGCAGCAGCAGCGACGAGGAGGACGAGGACGGCGAUGGCGACGAGGAUGACGUCAAUUCCGAGGUAAGCAUCGAUUACGCGGACGACGAGGACGGCGAGGACGAGAACGGCAGGAUGCUACGCGAAGUGACAUUCCAGCUUGAGCAGGAGGAGGAUCACAUAAGUUACUCGCCCGGGACCAUUUCCGCGCCUACACCGACCCAUCCAACGCGGAGGGGUCUCUGGCACCGCCCUCGAUACCGCCCCCUCCCCCCCCCCCCCNCCCCGCUGAACAUCCCCCCCUCCCGGGCCAGGCGUCAGCUAGCAGCCAGGCUGGCGAUGCACCAGAAAAAUAAGAACAGCAACGCGAGCAACCUGGGUAUCUCCGAGGAGCCCCUGGAAGCAUCGACGCUGCACGACGGCAACGGCGACGAUGAUGACGAUGACGACGACGGCAGAGAUCCCUUUGCCGAUGACGGUGAAGAAGAAGACGACAUGGACGACGAUCUGGACGACGGCGACGACGGCAGGGGAUCGUGGUGGCGCGGCGUCGUGCGGAGGCGCAUCAGCGAGGAGGAGGGGAACGCCGGUGGAUUCGACGAUCUGGACGACGACGACGAAGAGUUUGGUGACUUCGCCAUGGCAGAGGACGACAGCAGCAGUGCGGGCGGCAGUCCGGAGAAGGUGGUCCUCAAGCCGUUGGCCGUCAACCCUGCCCGCGAGGGCACCAGGAGUCUAGGCGGUCUCUGGCCAUUCGGGUCCAAGGAGGAGGCGACGACGACGACGACAACAACGACGCAGCACGUCCCGGCAGCAGCACCAGACGUGCCCACAUCAGCGGAUGAGAAGCAGCAGACCGAGACCGAGGUCAAGAAGGACGAGAAUGAAGCUGAGAAGAAGCAGGAGCAGACUACGACGAGUACGGUGGAGGUCAAAGAGGCCAAGAGGCGGACAAGUAUAGAGGAUCCAGAUGAGGAAGAGGCCAUCAAGGUUUGA